Argiope bruennichi is the source of this 5220-nucleotide messenger RNA. Its product is annotated as multidrug resistance-associated protein 1-like. The record is from RefSeq and is a predicted model, not a curated record. The transcript is spliced from 31 exons. Bases 272 to 4789 code for a protein of 1505 amino acids. Gene Ontology annotation, molecular function: ATP binding; ATP hydrolysis activity; ABC-type transporter activity. Gene Ontology annotation, biological process: transmembrane transport. Gene Ontology annotation, cellular component: membrane. Lineage: Eukaryota; Metazoa; Arthropoda; Arachnida; Araneae; Araneidae.
AUUUCACAGAGAUAUCCAAUUCUGCUUGAAAUCGGUGCUCACAUUUUCUUCUUGAAGACAGAAUGACUUGAACAAAGAAACUUCUUAACUUUUGUCUCCAUUAUCAGCGAUUCAAAUGACAUAACCGCCGUCGGGCUCACUCGUUUUUGUUUUUCUUUUCUUUUUUCAAAGCAGUGCUGAACGAAAAUGGACACGUUUCGCCGUGUUGUGUUAUUCGCAAUUCCACGUGCUUGAUCUAACGAAAGACAAAACAUUUAUUGAAGCAAGCAUUAUGACGGAUGGAUUAAAGAUGCCAAUUUGUGAUUCGGCCUUUUGGGAUUGGGAUGCGUUUUGGAAUGCUGAUGUCCCAGGCCUCACGAGCUGUUUUCGCCAUUCCAUUUUGGUGCUGCUUCCCUGUACUUUUCUAUGGAUAGCCACCAUUUUCAAUUUUUGGCGGGAAAGAACAAGGAAACCGGACACUCUUCGUCCCAAGUCUGGUCCGAGUCCGUGGACAUUGUUAACGAUAGCGAAGCUGUUUCUGAGCACAUCACUCAUCCUAUGCAGCUUAUCCGAGGCGAUUUAUCUUGUAUACCAAGACAGUCUUUCUCUGCGAUACAUAACAAAAAUCUACUACGUGUCGACUGGAUUUCGCGUAUUCACAUUUGCCCUUGCUCUUUGUCUCCAAUUCAAGCAACAGAAAGAUGGAGAGCUUAAUUCCUUUACCUUGUCAUUGUUUUGGAUACUGUUUACAGUUUGUAAUUUUUUCACUUCACCAUUCUUUGAUAUUUUUAGGGUAGAUUUAGGAGACAUAAAUGAUUCAUUUACUUUUAUCUUUGGCGUCGUCACUUUCAUGUUAUUAACAGUGGAGGCUGUUCUCUCCCUGUUCACCGACCCUCAAUACAGCAUUUUCUGGGAUGCAGAAAAAGAUGAAUUCCUCAUGGAACAUCAGCCUUUAUUAUCAAGAUUGUUUUUCUCCUGGUUAAAUAGGUUAAUAUGGUAUGGCUAUCGGAACCUCUUUGAUACAGAUAAACUGGAUGUUUUAGGACCGAAAAUGAGAGCAACGUAUGUUCAUCAGCGUUUGCAGAAGCAUUGGAUUAAAGAAGAGAAGAGAUAUAAAUGUUUGCAAGACGAUAAAGCUGUCCCGACGAGGAUUUUCUGCAAUCGUGGACCUUCCCUCCUUUUAGCCUUAGCUAAAGCCUUAUGGCCAUGGCUGUUGGUUGCAGCUGUACUGGAAUUUUUGUACAAUUUUAUUUCAUUGAUUCCACCUAUAUUACUGGACUAUAUUAUAACAUUUGUUGGAAAUGAUGAAGCUACGUGGCAUGGAUACGUGUACGCUUUCUUGUUGUUCUUCACGGCUUGCUUCACCACUCUGUCAUCAGUCCACAACCAGCAUUUCCUGAUAACUGCAUCUGUCAUUCCACGAACAGGACUCAAUACGGCAAUUUACCACAAGGUUCUGAAGCUCAGCAACAGUUCCAGGCGCAAUUACACCGUUGGCGAGUUGUGCAACUUGGUUGGCGUUGAUUCUCAAAGAAUUUUUGAGCAGAUGUGGACAGUGAAUUUGGUGUGGAGCUGCCCCAUGCGCAUCAUUCUUGCAAUGGCCCUUCUGUGGCAGUAUCUGGGAGUAGCCAGCCUUGCUGGGGUCUUUGUCAUGCUUUUCAUCAUGCCGAUAACUACUAAACUGGCCUCCACCUCCCACAAGCUUCAGAAGAAACAAAUGGGUUGGAAAGAUUCAAGAUUAAGACAAAUGGGGGAAAUACUGAGCGGUAUAAAGGUUUUAAAGCUGUUUGCGUGGGAGAACGCAUUCAUGAAAAGUAUCGGAUCCAUCAGAGAGAAGGAAGCCGUGACACUCAAGAAGCUUGCUUUUGUGAACGGAACGAUCACUUUUCUUUGGAUAUGUGCUCCGUUUCUGAUAGCCAUCAGUAGUUUCAUGACUUUUGUUCUGAUUGAUGAAAAGAAUGUUCUGGAUCCCAGCAUUGCCUUUGUUUCUCUCACCCUUUUCAAUACCCUCCGAUCCAAUAUGGCCUUCAUACCGCAGCUCGUAGCUGAAAUUGCACAGAGCCGCGUCUCUUUCAAAAGAGUCAUAGACUUUCUGUUGAGUGAAGAAUUAAAUGGCAGAGCACCAGAUAAUGACACAACAGACAACAAUGCAAUAGAAAUCGACGGGGGAACUUUCUGUUGGACAAAAGAAGAUCUUCCAUUUCUCCGUGAUAUAUCUCUGUCAGUUAAGCAUGGAAGUUUGGUAGCCAUUGUGGGGCCUGUAGGUGCUGGAAAGAGCGCCCUGUUCUCUGCCAUUCUUGGAGAAAUGUACGCCGCAGAAGGAACCGUGCGGAUAAUGAAGGGUGGUCGCUUGGCGUAUGUUUCUCAGCAAGCCUGGAUUCAGAAUGCCACUCUCCGCCAAAAUAUCCUCUUUGUAAAACCGAUGGAAAGAGCGCAGUAUGAUUUGACUCUCAGCAGAUGUUGUUUGAAGCCAGAUCUCAAGAUCCUGCCAGGAGGAGAUCUCACUGAGAUUGGCGAAAAGGGCGUUAAUUUAAGCGGUGGCCAGAAGCAGCGAGUCAGUUUAGCCAGGGCUGUGUACCAGGAUGCCGACAUUUACUUCCUGGACGAUCCCCUCAGUGCAGUGGAUUCGCACGUCGGAGCUCACAUUUUUAAGCACGUUAUUGGACCCAACGGAGCCUUGCGACGAAAGACCAGAAUUCUCGCCACUCAUGACAUUUCAGUUUUACAAGAUGUUGAUAAAAUCUACGUGAUGUCAGAGGGCAAAAUCUUGGAGUCCGGCAGCUACAGGGAUUUGUUGAGCCAGAAAGGAGAAUUUGCAAGGUUCAUCGAAGAAAAUCGGAAAAAACAGAAUGAAGAAGAAUAUGACGGAGAGAGUUCUUCAGAAGCAAAGGAGAGCGAAGACAAAGCAACGAAGCGAAUGUCUGCUGGAGACCUGAAAGCGCAGAUACAGAGGAUGGAGUCACGCCUGUCCAAGUCUCUCUCCCGGACUAUAUCCAGGACAGUCUCUGUGGAAGAGAGCGAAAAGAAGAAAGCUCAAUUCAUUGAAACCGAAAAGAUGGAAACUGGACGAGUUAAAGCUAGCAUAUUUUGGACAUACUUUCGAUAUGCAACACUGCAUCUUACAUUCCUUUUCAUGCUGGGUUUUGCAGCCUUCAAGUGCUUCGAAAUCGGCUCCAAUGUUUGGUUGAGUCAGUGGAGCAGUGACGAGCCUUUACCUGAUGGCUCACAGAACGUACCGCUUCGAAAUAUGAGAAUGGGAAUCUACGGAUUGUUGGGAUUCGGCCAAGGUUUAUCGACUCUCAUUGCAACUAUUAUCAUGGCCAUUGCUUCGACCCGCGCCUCCAUUCGUUUCCACAAAACAAUGCUUUGGAGUGUCCUCAGAUCUCCGAUGUCGUUUUUCGAUACCACGCCACUAGGAAGAAUAUUAAACAGGUUUGGAAAAGACAUCAAUACAGUUGACGUAGGCAUACCAACAAGACUUCAAAGUGUCGUUACUAUGAUCAUUGCCAUCAUUGGUUCAUUUGUUGUAAUUAUAACAACCCACCCUAUUUUCAUAGCCAUCAUGAUACCACUUUGCGUUAUUUAUGUUUUCAUUCAAAUAUUCUACAUGGCAACAUCUCGUCAAGUCCGACGACUGCAAUCCAUCUCGCUGUCCCCCGUGCUGAGCUUCUUCUCCGAAACAGUGCAGGGAGCGAGCACGAUUCGGGCUUUCGGAUCCCAAUAUGAAUUCAUCCAGAGGCAGAACAAGCACAUUGACACUAACUGCCGAACGUUUUUCACUUCCACCACACUAAACAGGUGGCUUGGAAUUCGUCUGCAAUUCUUAGGCAACACUGUCGUGUUUAUUACAGCUUUACUUUCUGUGAUCCAAAGAAGAACCUUUAGUCCAGCGAUAGUUGGCCUAACUCUAUCCUAUGCAUUAAGUGUGACGGAAAAUUUGGCGAACUUUGUAAGAAUUUGGACUAUGGUGGAAAAUCAGAUGGUUUCAGUUGAAAGAAUUCACGAAUAUUCUCACCUGACUCCAGAGGCAUCAUGGGAAACGAAAUCCAUUCGUUUCGAUCUGAGCAAGUGGCCAUCUAAAGGAGCAAUUACAUUUCGAAAUUACAAGAUGAGGUACAGGACAGGAAUGGAACUUGUGCUCCAAGGUAUUAAUGUGGACAUCCUUCCAGGCCAAAAGGUUGGAGUAGUUGGCAGAACUGGAGCAGGCAAAAGUUCGUUAGCUCUUGCACUUUUCCGUAUCGUAGAGCCAACCGAAGGCACCAUUUUUAUAGAUGGCGUCGACACUACAGUGCUUGGACUUCAUGAUUUGCGCUCAAAAAUUACGAUAAUUCCUCAAGAUCCUGUGGUGUUCAGUGGAACUUUAAGGAUGAAUCUCGAUCCUCUGGAAGAGAAUUCGGAUGAAGAUUUGUGGAGGGCAAUCGAACAAUCGCAUUUAAAAAGUUUUGUUCUUUCUUUAGAGGCUGGGUUGGAUUAUCAAGUAUCUGAAGGAGGAGAAAAUUUGAGUGUUGGUCAAAGACAGCAGCUGUGUCUGGCAAGAGCUCUGCUGAAAAAGACGAGAAUUCUCGUCUUGGACGAAGCAACGGCUGCAGUGGAUUUGGAGACGGAUAAGAUGAUUCAAAACACAAUAAGGCAAGAGUUUUGGGACUGUACAGUUAUCACCAUUGCGCACAGGCUGUACACGGUUUUAGAUUAUGACAGAAUAUUAGUAAUGGAAAAUGGAAACAUUGUGGAAGACGGAAAGCCAGAUGAUCUGCUGGAAAAACCAGAUUCCCUCUUCUGUCAGUUAGCAACUUCUGCUGGUCUUCUGUAACAUUAAUUAUAAGCAAUACGAAUCAAUUCGUUUUUUCCUUGACUGUCAAUAAGUUCAUCUGUCAUAAGAAUGAUUAAAUUAUUUACUCAGAUCUAAUUGGUUAUAUAAAUCAUGCUUUUAUGUCAUGGAAUUACAACAUUCCUUUUAUAUUCUGUUAGUAUUUUAACAUUUGAUGUUACCAUUCACAAAUGUAUGUUCAUUUUACAUUAUGAUUAUCAAUAAACAAUUACUAGUAUGCAAAGCAUAAGAUAAUUUUGCUAGAUAAUAUUGUUAAAAAUGUGUAAUGUUGCUUCCCAACACGGUUAGCUCAAUCACUUGAAAGACCAUUUUAAGAUCAACUCUGUCGGGUGCCACAUCAGUGAUCUCAGAGCUUAGCGACGAAUGUGGCGACUUUAGUAACAAAAUAGAUAUUACUGGAAACUUCCAGAAUU